This is a messenger RNA of Symbiodinium sp. CCMP2456, 2386 nucleotides long. NCBI's taxonomy places the organism in Eukaryota, Dinophyceae, Suessiales, Symbiodiniaceae. The record is from the annotation of a GenBank genome assembly.
GAGCUUUUCCAGCAGCAAGCUUCAGGAAGAGGCUCCGGAGACGGAGGGCCAGGCUGCAGCUGCCUUCCUCUUUUCGUCAGCUCACUCCCGCCUGCUGCGGGCCUUGUCAGCAGGCGACGUUGAGAACGAGGGCAGACCAAAGGAUGCCCGGAAGAAGGCCAAGAAGAGGAACAAGAAGAGUGAGUCGACAGAAGAAUCUUCUGAGGAGUCCAUUGACGCUACGCCCGAUGUAGAGGAUGUGCAGAAGAUCUUCGGCCUGAGUGCACGGGAUCUCACCAGAGGCCGUGAGCAGAUUACUCUGAAUGAUCUCAAGGUGCGACAACUCGCUUUUAGCAUGGCGGCCACUUCCGGCCGCAUUUCCCCAACCGAGCUUCUGGCCACGGGCGGAGAGGCUGAGAGCCUCAUGGUCGAGGCUGCUGCCAGACACAAGCGAUCGAAAAGCAAGGACAAGGAGUCCAGCUCGCUCCAGCAGGCUGUUGUUGUGAUCCGCGAAAGCCCUGGCCACUCGGUGGAAAUCCCGGCUCGCAGCUCUUGUGUUGAAGUGUGCCUGGGCUGCAGCAACGUUUGUGCAGUCGGGGCAGAUGCUGUAUCUAGCUACUUUCUCAGAACCGGCACUUGCAGAGAGAUGACAUGUGUUUUGCCAGUGACGGGCAAGAGCCUGAACGCGGUGAAGAUCUCGACGGCCCGCCUCCUGACGGAUGUGCCGGCCCUGCUCCGUGCCAGUUGCGAAACGUAUCGCAGGAAGAAGAACUUCAAAAAGAAGCAGUACUGGAUGGAAUUCCAGAAGGUGCUGACGAUCCAGAAGGAGGACCUGAAUCGACUAGUUAUGCCCGCUGGACAGGCUGGGUGCUUCUACGACCAGUUGGGCCUGCACACAGCUGUCAAUGCGACCACCAGAGGGGCACCGGAGCGAGAAGCAGACCUUCCUGGUCCAAAGCGCCAUUGCGCAGCAUCGCCAUGUGGUGAACAAAGCAAUGCCUCACCGGAAGCUACAUCGACUCAAGCCCACGCGAAGAAUCCAGCCGGCGACGUGUGGAAGCCCAUCGGCUCUGGAAUUCCGCUCCACAAGCUCGGUGUCUUUCCAAUCGCAGAGGGCGAGUUGCAGAUCUUUGUCAGGGUGGUCCCCGCCCCGCCACCCUUUUCGCACAUCGGUGGCUUUCAGGACGCGAAGAAGGACUUGAAGGAGUUGGCUGUCGACGAAGACAAGACCUUCGGGGAGGGCCCCUCUUCCUGCGGCAGACCGAAGCGAGGCCGCAGCAGCCAGGACCUGUCCGCACAGAAGCCCCGAAGGUUAGAGUUCAGUGCCAAGAAGUCCGGUGCCAGUCGCGGUGCAACCGACAGUCCGGGCCAGAAGUCCAGCGACGAAGGCUCCUCCGACGACGGAGGUUCGGACGCAGAGGAUCUUGACAUCUUCCACGGCAAGUAUGCCACGGGGCGAGGAUCUGCUCAGAAGGCGAGCAAGGAGCCUGGUGCGAGUGCUGCAGGAGAAGAACGGGCGAAUGAAGAGUUCCCUCCCUCGGACAUCGAGCCCGAGGUGCCGGAUGAGGAAGCGCCGGGCAGUGGGGCUGAGGAGCCAGACGAGGAAAUGGAGCCCUUCUCGGCUGUGCCUCUUUCCGUUCGCAAGCAGAUCAAGACUUUGGAGCCCAAGCUCUUGGAUGCUUUGCCUGCCAGCCUCCAGAAGCACUCCCGGUUGCAUUACUCGGUGCUGGACGAUUUGGUUCAUCUUAUCGCGAUCUUGAUCGCAGAAGACAUCCGCACGUUCCCAGACGCCGCGGAUAGCAUUGGCUGCAUCGAAGGGAAAGCGAGCACUUCGCAACUGGCCCAAGGCUUUGCAGGAGCCGGUUGGGUGUUACUGUCAAGGGUCUGGGCACCGAUCUUGUCGGUGUCCACUCUGUGUGUGCCCUUCACUUUGCAGCGGAUGAGCGAGCUGUUGCCAAGCACUGCCCCCGUCCAAACAAAGAUGGCAGAGGCAACGGCUCUCUGCCACAACGUGGCUGAGAAGCUGCUGGAAGCGGACUCCGAGAGCAAGACCAACACGAAGAUGCCCAAGGCAUUGAAGAAGAUUCGCCAGCAAAGGCUAUCUUCCAGAGAGCACCUUCGCUGCCUCUGCCAUCUUCUCAACGUCCUGGAUAUCGAGGUGAUCGCACCGUCUGAGCCGCUACGACCGGCAGACUUGAGUACGAACGAGAAACGCUUCUUCUACCAGGGCCAAGCUUACUUGUGGUCUGCUGAGUCGGGGGCUUCUGUCUGGGACUCGGUGCGGCCUGCUGCUCAGAAGGAAUUGCGGCUGAUCGUGCAGCCGGAUGAAGGGGGCCCGAUGUUUUGUGCGGUGCAAUGGAUGCAGUCCAAGAACUUCAGGGUUUUGCUGCUUCGCGACGAAGUGUGA